Messenger RNA from Acanthopagrus latus (yellowfin seabream), 2097 nucleotides. RefSeq names its product interferon-induced protein 44-like. Lineage: Eukaryota; Metazoa; Chordata; Actinopteri; Spariformes; Sparidae. The record is from RefSeq and is a predicted model, not a curated record. Bases 142 to 1545 code for a protein of 467 amino acids. Gene Ontology annotation, molecular function: GTP binding. The transcript has 8 exons.
GUAAUCUGGAACAUCCUGAAGGGUUGGUCAUCAUAAUAAAAACUACACUUUCACUUCUGUUUUUAGAGACUCGCCGGAGCUGAACCACUGCGACCAGCUACACUUAACUGAAACACUUCUACUGCAGGUCUUCCCUCCAUCAUGUCUGCCGUCACAUCCAGCCUGUCUAGAGAUCAGCAGAGCAAACUGCUCUCCCUCCUCGGUCAUGUCAGACUCCACCUGCUCUACAAAGCCAGCGUCCACGGCUUCACCGCUGCUGCUUUCCACGGCCGCUGUGACAAACAGGGGCCCACCGUCAUCGUCGCCUACAACGCUGCUGGGUUCGUCUUUGGGGCUUACACCUCCAAGGACUACACCCAGAGCGGUGCGGACGUCAAUGACGAGCAGGCCUUCCUCUACAACAUCCGUGCACAGGAGGACAAACCACUGAGGGUGGCAGGUAUCAGUGGACAGUGUGCCUUCACAGAUGUAGCCACAGGUCCGAAUUAUGGUGCUUUGGUGUUCCUGCAUGAGGACAAACCCGCGUUCCAGUCCAACCCGGGAACAAGCUUCCACUUUCAGGGUGCAGCGCUGCACGGAGACAACUUGGUGCUGACUGAGUUUGAAGUGUAUCGAGCUGAAGGUUUAGGAAGUCUCCUGCCCAAACCCUGGAGGAACAUGCAGUGGACUGCUGAGAAAAAGCAGCAGCUGAUGAAGAAGAUCCAGAACUAUAAGUCUGAUAUUAAAACAGUUAAACAAGCCCGGGUGGUGUUGGUGGGGCGCGUCGGGGCCGGCAAGUCCAGCUUCUUCAACUCCAUCAGCUCUGCGUUUCGAGGCAACAUGACGUCCCAGGCCAUCGCCGGCAUAGCAGCCAGCAGUGUGACCACUCAGUUCCGCACCUACACCAUCACGGCAGGGAAAGGCGGUGAAGCCCUCCCUCUGAUGCUGUGUGACACAAUGGGGCUGGAGGAAAAACCUGAUUCUGGUUUGGACAUUGAGGACUUGGUCAACAUCUACAAGGGCCACGUAAAGGAUCGCUACCAGUUCAGUCCCUCCGCUCCGAUCCUGGCGGAUUCUCCAGGCUACAGGCAGAAAGUGACUCUGAACGACAAGAUUCACUGUGUGGUGUACGUGGUCGACGCCAGCCAGGUCUCGAUCCUCACACAAAAAAUGAUCGACAAGUUCACUGCCAUCAGAAAAAAGACCAACCAGCUGGGACUUCCUCAGAUUCUGCUGAUGACCAAAGUAGACGAGGCCUGUCCGCUGGUGGCGGAGGACUUAAAGAAUGUUUAUCACAGUGUUUUCAUCCAGAGAAAGGCCCGGGAGUUGAGCGAGUCUCUCGGCAUCCCCCUGUCCUGUGUGCUGCCAGUGAAGAACUACAGCGAGGAGCUGGAGCUGGACCAGGACACUGACAUACUGCUGUUUUCUGCCGUGGAGCAGAUGCUGAACUACGCAGACAGCUUCUUUGAGAACCAGGUUGUUGAGGACCAAGCGGUGAAUGAUCAGGCGGAGCUCUACAGGUCCAGUGAUCAUCUCAAAGCAGACUUAUCAGGACGCAUCGUUUAAAAGGCAGAAACUCAAAAUAAUGAGUCGGUUGGUCAAAUAUAUUCAAUAUGUUCGAGUGAAUCCAUUUAUUUGUAGUUGUCUUUAAUAGUCAGAAGUUUUGACAUUUUCUCCAUCAUCAGAUUGAGUAAGAACAAAGUCAGCAGCUCCAGAAGUAUUAAUCAGUGGACCUUGAGAUAUAUCGGAUAUUCUGUAAAUGCAACUUGUAAACUGGGAUUUCAUUUUUUUCUUCUGUACUUGUGACAUCUUUUACAUGUCUGUCCUUCGUGGGAGCCUCAAAUUGUUUUGCUAAUGUUGAAUUUCAGACAUCUUGAAAUGUUCACAAAUUAGGUAUGUUUAUACAUUUCGCUUCUAACUGGGUUACUUUAGCCACUUCAGUUGUUGUAUUUUCACUCACUAUUUCUUUUUUGCCAUGUUGAUGCACGUUUCCACAGAAUUCAUCGACUUUGUCUGCACAUAUUUCGGAUAUUCUAAUACAAGUAUUGUGCGUCUGUACACACUGUUGUCAUUAUCCUGUCACAAAAUGUAAAUAAAAGGACAGAUGUCGGAUAAUGA